AUGUCAAAUACGCCAUUACUUUCAAUAAAAUCACCAAGAUAUGAAAGAAUUACACCUAGGAUUACAGCAGAUCCAUAUGAAGUUGUGGAUAUUAUAAAUGAACAAGAGAUUAAAAACUACAAGUUAGGGGUGAUACUACUUAUAAUUGCCAUUGCAACUUGGAUCAUUGGUUUAGAAUUGGUCAAUGUGGUUUUGAAAGGUGAUGACUAUAACAAACCAUGGCUUUUUGCGGUAAUUACUGGAUCAUGUUUUGCAAUAAAUCUUAUUCCAGAUCUUGCUUUGCUCAAGAAAUAUAUCAGCAAAUCACCAUCAUCGGAAGAGAAUCAACAAGAAUAUGAAAAUGAAGGAAUGUCAUUGAUUGAUAGAAUAACUAGUGAAAAGGAGGAGGAAAUUUCUGAGUUGACUAAUAAAGAAGUAUUUAUUCUUGCAUUACAGAUAUCUGUCAUAUAUUAUUUAUAUAACAUGUUGACAAUGUCUUCAUUACAAUACACUUCAGCCCUGAAUCAAACAGUUAUGGGUUCAACCACGUCUAUGUUUACAUUGAUCAUUGGGGUUAUCAUCCAAACAGAGAAAUUCUCAAUCAAAAAGGCUAUAUGUGUGAUUGCUAGUUGUGCUGGAGUGUUUAUGGUGAGUUUAAGUAACAAUUCUGGAAAUGAAGGGAAAUUUCAACCAAAGAAUCCAUUAUUGGGGAAUUUAUUAGCAUUAUGUGCUGCAUUGAUGUAUGCGUUUUAUUUAUUAAUCAUGAAAUUUAAAUGUGGAACAGGAAAUAGAACCACUAAUGAAAGGAGAUUAUUUGGAUAUGUUGGUAUAAUUACGUUUAUUCUAGGUAUUCCUAUCUUGUACGUGAUUGAUGUAUUGGAUAUUGAAAAAUUUGAAUUUCCACCUCCAAGUAAUUCGAUCUUGGCCAGUGUCAUAAUAAAUGGGGUAUUUUCUGUAAUCUCAGAUUAUUCAUCUAUAUUGGCCAUGUUGUUGACUUCUCCAUUGGUUGUGUCGUUGACAUUAACUUCUGUAAUUCCAAUAACUAUAUUCAUUGACUAUAUAGUUUUGAUAUCCACUGGAAGUUCAGUAAAGACUAGCUUUGUUUAUGUGUUUGGUAUAAUUUGUAUCCUUGCUGCAGUUGUUUUAGUCAAUGUUAACAUCACCACAGAAAAUGAAUUGAUUGAAGAAGUGAUUGAACAUGCUCUUGAGGAAGCUAUUAGAAACGAUGAAGUCAUGUCACCUGUCUUGAGUCCAUUAUUAACUCCAUUGGCUCGUGCCCAACAUCAUUUACAACUGCCACUGCCUCGUUCUUCUCCAAUUGGUGUGUCUUUAUUUUCCCCAAAGAUCAAAUCAAAACAUCCAUUAAGGGUAUCACAUUUCAAUCUCAAUGAAAACGAUGAAACUGAACCUACAUUCAAUUCCAAUCAUGAACCAUUGUACAACAUUACUGGAUCUCCACCAAAUAUUGAAGUUAUUCAAGGAAAGAACCACCAAUAUCAUAUUAAAUUUAAUGUAGAUUCAUAA
Molecule: messenger RNA, 1503 nt
Organism: Candida tropicalis MYA-3404
Lineage: Eukaryota; Fungi; Ascomycota; Pichiomycetes; Serinales; Debaryomycetaceae
Exons: 1
Coding region: 1-1503 (500 amino acids)
Biological process (GO): regulation of peptide transport
Source: RefSeq, a predicted model, not a curated record